Messenger RNA from Hypomesus transpacificus, 5440 nucleotides. RefSeq names its product protocadherin 7b (gene pcdh7b). Gene Ontology annotation, biological process: homophilic cell-cell adhesion. Lineage: Eukaryota; Metazoa; Chordata; Actinopteri; Osmeriformes; Osmeridae. Gene Ontology annotation, molecular function: calcium ion binding. Gene Ontology annotation, cellular component: plasma membrane. The coding region runs from base 760 to 3873 and encodes 1037 amino acids. The transcript has 2 exons. The record is from RefSeq and is a predicted model, not a curated record.
AGUGCCGCAGAUAGGGGCUGCAAACGCACGCAGCGCUUAUGCAGGAGUUUUUCCUCAUUGCCUGCAAGUGAGCGAACUAUCACACAUUAAAGUGACUUGAGAAAUCAGAGCGCACGGAUGCUUGGAUAGUCGACAGGGCAGAUCCUAUUCUGCUUAUUCACAUCUUCAAGGUAAGAGGACGGUGCAGUAGGCUCCUGUGUCUUCAAGAGUUCGGAAUCUGUGCGGGCAGUCUCAUCACUCUUUUUCUGUAUUUGGAAAUAUCUUUGGACGGAGUCAUCUUGGAUAGCCCACCGAAAAGGAAGGAUUUUUAUGAUUCUUUAUUUGAAUUGCAAUUCCAGGAUACGUUUUUAAACUGAAAUUGACUGAUAUAAAUUUGAAGUGAAAUGACAAAACAGUUUGGACAUUUGCAUGAUCAUGUCCUAAUGCUUUCAUGACAGAGGCUACAACAGUAGCGCACGGACUGUUGCAUUUGUGCUUUGCACGGAAUGCGUUUUUAUUAAAAUAAGAAAAAAUCAAAAUAUUGAAUACAAACGCAGAAAAGCAAAGAGAAUAGCCCGCGCACUUGCUGUUCACUGCAGUUGAGGCGGAGUGGGAGGGCGUCCGGAGAAUGAAGUCUCACGCAUCCUGAAACGGAGGACUUAAAAUCUAACCGAAAACGAACAUUGUUCAACAGAUAACAAUAUAGGCUACUCAGCUAAUAACUCGUAUACAAAUUCAAUUUCAGGCUUCAUAAUCAAGUAAAUUCAUUCAGGUGGAACAAUGAGGACUACUGGCGCAGUGGACUAUCUAUGCUACUGUAUUAUCAUCCUGCAGCUGCUGAAUCAGCCCGCUGCUAAGCAAGUGCUCCGAUAUCGCUUGGCUGAGGAGGGACCCGCCGAUGUCAGGGUAGGAAACGUAGCAGCAGACCUCGGAAUUGUUGCCGGGUCCGGUGAGGUUACAUUUACGCUCGAGUCCGGCUCAGAUUUUUUCAAAAUAGAUAACAUUACAGGCGAGCUGACCACCAAUGAACGACGGAUAGACCGUGAAAAAUUACAACAGUGCCAAAUGAUAUUUGAUGAAAAUGAAUGUUUCAUCGAUUUUGAAGUGUCCGUCAUUGGACCGGCGCAGAGCUGGGUCGAUUUAUUUGAAGGAAAAGUAAUCAUUUUAGACAUAAAUGACAACACACCAUCAUUCCCCUCACCUGUUUUGACUUUGUCUGUGGAAGAGAACAGACCUAUUGGCACCCUUUAUCUAUUGCCCCCGGCCACAGACAGAGAUUUUGGCAGAAAUGGCAUCGAGAGAUAUGAGCUUAUUCAGGAUGGGGAGAGCUCGAGGCGGCUGGGCUCGAGCUCCGGGGGACGCGUGGACAACGGAGAUUCUUUCUCAGGCAAGAGGAGAUUUGACGAGGGGGCGAGCAGAAGUAGCGUGUUUGAACUGCAAGUUGCUGACACGACAGACGGCGAAAAGCAGCCCCAGCUCAUCAUUAAGGGGGCACUGGACAGGGAGCAGAGGGACUCUUACGAGCUCACGCUGCGCGUCAGGGAUGGGGGUGACCCCGCGCGCUCCUCUCAGGCCAUUCUCAGGGUGAUGAUCACCGACGUGAAUGAUAACAGCCCGCGUUUCGAGAAGAGCGUGUACGAAGCCGACCUGCCUGAGAACAGCUCCCCUGGUGCCCCCAUCCUGCAACUGAAAGCCUUUGACGCGGACGUGGGGGUGAACGGUCAGAUUGAGUAUGUUUUCGGGGCAGCCACCGAGUCAGUGAGGAGGUUACUGAGGCUGGACGAGAGCACGGGCUGGCUGAGCGUGCUGCACCGCAUAGACCGCGAAGAGGUCAGCCAGCUGAGGUUCACCGUCAUGGCCCGGGACCGCGGCCAACCGCCCACAAAGGACAAGGCCACGGUGAUCCUCAACAUCAAGGACGAGAACGACAACGUGCCCGCCAUCGAGAUCCGCAAAAUCGGACGCAUCUUCCUCAAAGACGGGGUCGCUAACGUGGCCGAGGAUGUGGUGGUGGACACCCCCAUAGCCUUGGUCCAGGUGUCUGACCGUGACCAGGGCGAGAAUGGCAUCGUCACCUGCACCGUGGUGGGGGACGUCCCCUUCCAGCUCAAACCGGCCAGUGAGAUGGAGGGGGAGCAGAACAAAAAGAAAUACUUCCUCCAUACCUCGGCCCCGCUGGACUACGAGGCCAUACAGGAGUACAACGUUGUCAUCGUUGCUGUGGACUCGGGGAGUCCUAGCUUAGCGAGCAACAACUCACUCGUCGUCAAGGUGGGGGACACCAACGACAACCCGCCUGUCUUCAGCCAGAGCGUUGUGGAGGUGGUCUUUCCUGAAAACAAUGCCCCUGGUGAGAGGGUGAUGACCUUGUCGGCCAUGGAUGCAGACAGUGGCAAAAAUGCGGAAAUCGCCUAUUCUCUGGACCCAUCCGUGAAUGGAAUUUUCUCCAUUGACGAAGACACUGGGGACCUCAGAGUCCAUAUGAUUUUGGACCGUGAGCAGACCGACAGGCACGAGUUCAAAGUGAUAGCCAAAGACAAGGGCAUGCCCAUUCUGCAGGGCUCAGCCGCGGUGGUUGUCCUCGUGUCUGACAAGAACGACAACGAGCCUAAGUUCAUGCAGGACGUCUUCACCUUUUACAUCCGGGAAAACCUGCAGCCCAACAGCCCCGUUGGCAUGGUGACCGUCGUGGACGCGGACAAGGGGCAAAAUGCCCAAAUGAGCCUAUUCGUCGAGGAAGAGGAGGAGAUCUUCUCCAUCGAGAACGACACAGGGACUAUCUUCUCCACCAUGUCCUUUGACCGCGAGCUGAAGACCGCCUACACUUUUCGCGUGAAGGCGGUGGAUGGCGGAGACCCGCCCAGGUCGGCCACGGCUACCGUCUCUCUCUUUGUGAUGGAUGAGAACGACAACCCUCCGACGGUUACCUUCCCCAUCAACAGCUCUUACACCCUCCUCCCCCCGUCCAGCAACGUCAGGACCGUGGUGCGAACCGUCAUGGCCACCGACACGGACACGGGGAUCAACGCCGACCUGAACUACAGCAUCGUCGGUGGCAACCCCUUCAAGCUGUUUGAGAUCGACGGCGGCAGCGGGGUCAUCUCCUUAGUGGGCAAGCUGGAGCAGAAACACUACGGCCUGCACAGGCUGGUGGUCCAGGUGAACGACAGCGGCCAACCUUCCCAGAGCACCACCACCCUGGUCCACGUCUACAUCAACGAGACCCUGUCCAACUCCAGCGUCGUCGAGGCCCAGGUGGCCAAGAGCUUGGGAACCCCCCUCAACACCAACAUCGCCGGCGACCCCAACUACAACCUGGGCAAGCAGAGACUGAGCAUCGUCAUCGGGGUGGUGUCGGGCAUCAUGACGGUCAUCCUCAUCAUCCUCAUCGUGGUCAUGGCCCGCUACUGCCGCCCCAAGAACAAGAACGGUUACGAGGCGGGCAAGAAGGACCACGAGGACUUCUUCACGCCCCAGCAGCACGACAAGAGCAAGAAGCCCAAGAAGGACAAGAAGAACAAGAAGUCCAAACAGCCGCUGUACAGCAGCAUCGUGACCGUGGAGGCCUCCAAACCCAACGGCCAACGCUACGACGGCGUCAACGAGAAGCUGUCGGACAGCCCCGGGAUGGGUCGCUAUCGCUCCGUGAACGGAGGGCCUGGGAGCCCGGAUCUGGCCCGGCACUACAAGUCCAGCUCGCCUCUCCCCACCGUCCAGCUUCAUCCGCAGUCUCCGACGGCCGGGAAAAAGCACCAGGCGGUACAGGAUCUGCCCCCUGCGAACACAUUCGUUGGGACCGGAGAUAACAUUUCCCUUGGAUCUGACCACUGCUCUGAAUACAGCAGUCAAACCAUCAACAAGUACAACAAACAGGUAAGACUCGGUGACUUUUAAACGUUUUCUUUGUCUAAUCCUCUCUGUUCGAAAUGUGUGUUCGUGUGUUCCUGCCUCUUAGUGUAAUCUCGAUCGUAAUGCUGUCUGACAGGGAUGGUGUCAGUAGUUAUGUUGCUUUUUAUGGUGCUAAUGUGUGUCAAGUUAGUUGUAUUGAUCUGUUUUGGUUUGGAGUGCCAUUCACAUGGAAUAUUAAAAAGGGAGUUGAGAAUGUGCAUAUCCCGUUUGGAUAUCCUUUCAACACAGCAUUUCAACGCAGCACCUACCCCACUAUUGUUAUUGUUUUUCCAUGCUAGUGUUCAAAGUUACUCAACUCAGAGUUCAGGGUUAGGAUCAGAGUUUGUUGAACCCUCUACCUGCAAUAACCCCCUGUUUGUUUUCAGACUGGAGGGCGUCAUGUUUGCUGAUGCACAUUAGUGGCAGUGCCCCAGACAACUCACACAAGGGUCUCAUUUGCAGUUCUUUGAUCCCUGGGGAGGCUUUGCAAGUUUAGGCACCCGUCAGCUAGGUCAAACCCCAGCCCCAUUUUUUACAACAACAUCACCUUUUUUUUUGUUGUUGAUGGAAACAAAGGAAAAGGGGAAAUUUAGGAAGCUGAAAAUGCAGCAAGGAGUGGCGGUGUUAGGAAUGCUUGCUGAGGUGUUUUACAUGGCUCCCUCGGUUUGACUAGGAACAUCUGGGCCGGCAGGUCAUGUUAACAUUCCUCUGCACUGGUGUCUCUAUCAAUUCACCAACCCAACAGUGUACUCUCUCUCUCUCUCUCUCUCUCUCUCUCUCUCUCUCUCUCUCUCUCUCUCUCUCUCUCUCUCUCUCUCAGCCCAAUUUCAUACUUAUGGAUCCGUCCUUCCUUCACCCCAUUGCCUCUCCUCUUUUUUCUCCGUCUUCCUCCUCUUUCCUCCCCUCUUUCUCACAUGCUCUCCCUCCAGCAUUCCCUACCUCUGUUUCGGUCUUCUUCCCUCAUCACCCACUAUGUUUUCAUUUGUAAUGUAAAAGGCUUUUGCGGCUCGGGGCAUGACAGGGGUUUCAUAUUUUAGGCAGUGUGGCGUGAAUUAAUGAAAUCAUAUCAUUAUUGGUCUUUUACUUUAUUUUCCCAGCCGGAGUCAAGCGAGGCGAAGCUAGGUUAAUACAUUAUGAAGCCAUGCCUUUUCAUCUGCGUUUGCCAAGAAGAGAACACUUUCUCUAUUGUUUCAUGUGUUUUUCUAUGGCAGUCUAAUGCAUUAUUGAUUGUUCUCUUACAUGGUGUAAGCAGCCACUCAUCGUGCAUUCCUGAGUGCUGUUCCCUCAGCACUUGGUUGGAUUCUCUCUGUUUUUCUUGGUCUGUCAUUCUCUCCCCCCCACACCCUCUGGUUCUUAAUUUCCCUAUUUUUUCUCUCUUCAGUAUCUGUUCCCAUUUCCUCCUCUGUUCCCAUCCACUCCUGUAUUGUUGCCUGUGCUCUCUUUUGCUCUGUCCCUUUCUGCACAAUAUCUGCCUCUGCAUUUCUUCCUCUCUACAAAUCCAACUUCCCUCCCACCCUAACUCCCUCUCCCUCUCUUGCUCAGCUUCUUUUUCUUGUUCCUCUCUCUCUCUCUC